Molecule: messenger RNA, 1624 nt
Organism: Ipomoea triloba (trilobed morning glory)
Lineage: Eukaryota; Viridiplantae; Streptophyta; Magnoliopsida; Solanales; Convolvulaceae
Exons: 7
Coding region: 506-1384 (292 amino acids)
Biological process (GO): protein ubiquitination
Cellular component (GO): membrane
Molecular function (GO): ubiquitin-protein transferase activity; zinc ion binding
Source: RefSeq, a predicted model, not a curated record
UCAGAUUUCAAUUUUGUUCGAUGUUUAUGAUCUCGCUGUGCUUACAAGCCUGAUCGGUGGAUUUUUUGUGGUUACCCAGUCACUUUUCGUUUCUUUAUAGUGUGAUUGGUUUGAUUUGAAUUAGUUGAUUUCUUGAACUUGUCGAGGUUUAUGAAUUUACGAAUCUAAAUAAAAAUGGUAGAUUUUUGGUGAUUUUAGUGAUUUUGAUGAGCGCUUUGAUGCAGGAAUUUUUGUUAUGUUUGAAAUUUGAAUCUUAUGGGAAAGAUCUAACUAAUUUUUAUUUUUAUUUUUUUUAAUUUUUAUUAAUGAAUAUUGAAAGUUCUUGUUUUUUUGUUUGUCAUUGGAUGACUUUGUUGCAAUGAGUAUUUGUAAGUCUAUUAAGUAAAUGCUGCACCUUUGUUAAUAUGAGGGCUUAACCUAAAAAUUUGAGGAUUUUGGAUUACUCUAGAGGGUGGUGAAUUUUGUGUGUAGGAAGUGCUGUUAUUGUUGUUUGAUACUGGUGUAAAUGGGUGAGCAUUCGGUGGUGAAUUUUGAUCAACUGGUUAAGACGGAUGAAGUAGGGUCUGGCCUGCCAGUUGAUGGGGCAAAGGAUAUUGAAAAGAAGACAGAAAGUGCAGAGCCCUCUUCCAGUGCUGUGGUAGAGGAUAAGGUGGCGGGCAUGGGGAAAGAGAAAGAUAUUGAGGUGGCAGAUGAGGAGGCACCUCUAAUUGGUAUAAGGGAAUGUCGCAUCUGCCAAGAGGAGGAUUCUGUGAAGAAUUUGGAGACUCCCUGUGCUUGUAGUGGCAGUCUCAAGUAUGCUCACAGAAAAUGUGUCCAACACUGGUGCAAUGAGAAGGGUGACAUUACUUGUGAGAUCUGUCAUCAGCCUUAUCAGCCUGGCUAUACGGCUCCUCCUCGAUCUCAGCCAGAAGAAACUACCAUAGAUAUCGGAGGAUGGCAAAUUUCUGGUACGCCCCUGGAUUUGCAUGAUCCUCGCCUUUUGGCACUUGCUGAGGCUGAACGCCAAAUUUUGGAAGCUGAGUAUGAUGAUUAUAAUGCUACAAAUGCAAGUGGUGCUGCAUUCUGCCGUUCUGCUGCUUUGAUUUUAAUGGCUCUUCUGCUAUUGCGGCAUGCUCUGAGUAUGACUGACAGUGAAGGAGAUGAUGAAGAUCCAUCUGCCCUUUUCUCUCUUUUCUUGCUUCGGGUGUUUGGCUUUCUUUUACCAUGUUACAUCAUGGUUUGGGCAAUCAGUAUUUUGCAGCAGCGAAGGCAAAGGCAGGAGGCUGCAGCAGCAUUGGCUGCAUCACAGUUUGCAUUCGUGGUGCAAUCGGCACAAAGAAAUGGUGUGCAUUUGACUAUAGCAUCAACCACACCUCCGGUCCCUGCAGCUCAUGAACACGUGUGAGGAAACUGGGAGCAAUUUUAGCGGAAUGUUAUGAAGAUGAGAAGCCCUGGGCUGGGGUUUCAAAAAGAGCUAGGUUGUGUUGUGCCUUGUCGUCGGUAAAUUUUAAUGGGAGCAAUUUUAGCAAUAAAUGGUACAAUUUUCUUGGUCAAUUUAUAUAUGCAUCCUCCCCUGUGAUCAGUAAUCUGUGUUAUACAAUAUCAACUAGAGUGUUACUGCAGUAAAAUCAUUCAUCCAGCGUCU